Messenger RNA from Cryptotermes secundus, 2718 nucleotides. RefSeq lists its product as uncharacterized. The record is from RefSeq and is a predicted model, not a curated record. Lineage: Eukaryota; Metazoa; Arthropoda; Insecta; Blattodea; Kalotermitidae. Bases 1022 to 2224 code for a protein of 400 amino acids. The transcript has 2 exons. Gene Ontology annotation, molecular function: catalytic activity.
AUUACAUUUAAACACUUGAAAAAUCAAAAAACAUAAAUUCAUCUACAGAAUAAAAGGAAUGCAAAAUUGAUUCUUUACCUAGCCACAUACCGACACUUAUCAACAGUGAAGUUUGUUUCGACAAGAAGGAUGGCUUUAGGCAGUGUGAGAAAGAUAAACUGAGUUACAUACAAUCUGUAGUGCGGGAAUCUUCACAGAAGCUUCUAGUUAAUAAAAAGGAAUUCUCUAAUUCUCGCAAACAUAAAGUAUUAUUGGUAGGCGACAGCCACUUACGUGGUUAUGCAGCUCAUAUGAAAGCUUUUUUGAAUGAUCAGUUUGAAGUGUCUGGGUAUGUUAAGCCAGGAGCUUCAUCAAAAAUGGUGAUGGAGUCGGCAAAAAGUGACAUUGAAAAACUCACAAUGGACGAUUUUUUAAUUUUGUGUUGUGGGUCGAAUGAUGUAAGAUACCUUAAAAAGGUAUUUUAUAAUGUGACUAGCUUUGUAAAAAGGGUUAAUCAAACUAAUGUAAUCUUAAUGUGCAUCCCUUAUAGGUAUGAUCUUAGGAAUUCUCAUAUUAAUAGUGAAAUUCAAGCCUUUAAUAGAAAGUUAUGCAAGCUAGCUAAGAUCUUUUCUCAUGUCAAUGUAAUAGAGAUGCAUAACAAUAGACAACUAUUUACUGCACAUGGAUUGCAUCUGAACAGCUUGGGUAAAGAGUUGCUUUCUAGUUAUCUACUUCUUCAUAUUUAUUCAGCGUUGAAAGAAGAUAUGGGCUCAGUAAUAACUCUUGCUUGGCGAGAUAGCAAUUUUCAGGUUACCUCUUCUCCUGUUGCUAGUUAUUCCACUCCCCUAACUAUUUCAGAUAAUCAGAAUCUAACAACUAAUGAAACUAUUUUGGACAGGUUAGCCAGUACUCCCCGUUUAGAUAAAGAAAGUUUAACUAGUUGUACUGUAAAUGGCAACAUAAAAGUAGGUAAUCCUAGCAUAUUGAAGACUAGAACUUCUAGUAGAAUCAAAAAAGCCCCUGUGACAAAAAAAGAUUUUUUAUGGUAAAGUCAACCUCUAGAUCACAGACAGGUAAAUCCAUUCCUUCGUUGAAUAAAGAUGUAAGUGCUAAUCAAUCAGCUGUGAGAAACACUGUCAAAUUGAAUAAUGCUAAACCACCUUAUGAUACUGUUCAUAAGAACCAUAUUCAUCCUUCUAACAAAUUAUUACAGGAUCAUUAUAAUAAAAAUAAACUAACAAUUCUUCAUCAAAAUAUACGAGGAAUUAUUAAUAAAGUUGAUGAAUUCUUAAAUUCAUUAUCUCUUAAUGCACCUCAAAUUAUCUGCUUAUCGGAACACCACUUGAAAACUGAUGAAAUAAGUGAAGUAAAUUUUGAUCACUAUACUGUCGGUACUUCCUAUUGUAGACAAACAUACAGUCAUGGAGGUGUGUGUGUUCUUGUUCAUAAGAAUAUCCAAUUUAAUACUAUUAACCCAGACCAAUUUAACAAAGAGAAGGAUCUUGAAAUUUGUGCUUUGAAGUUAAACGUAGCUUCCAACAACUUCACUAUUAUUUGUAUUUAUAGAUCUCCAACCGGCAACUUCUCAUACUUUUUAAAUCAGUUGGAAUUAAUUCUGAACAAAGUACACAAAACAUCAAGUGAAUUAAUUUUAUGUGGUGAUCUCAAUAUAAACUAUCUUAAUGACAGUUCUAGGAAAGAUCUCUUAGAUUCUCUUUUAGCCUCUUUUAAUCUCUUCAGUACGAUUAACUUUCCUACCAGAAUCUCUAAUAACUCUUGCACCUUAAUAGAUAAUAUCUAUAUCAAUACUCAUCGUCAUGAAUAUUCCGUGCACCCUGUUAUUAAUGGUCUAUCAGACCAUGAUGCUCAGGCUAUUACCUUAAAUAAUAUCUCCAUUCCUGUCCCUAAACAUGUAUCCACCUAUACGAGAAACAUUAACAACUACUCGAUAAGUCAGUUUACAUGUCUGUUAAGUUAUGAAAAUUGGGAAGAUGUUUUUCUUGAAACCAAUGUCAAUGUAAUUUUUAAUAAUUUUCUCAACACAUUUCUAAGAAUCUUCUAUUCAUGUUUUCCUGUAAAAAAAUCCCAGUACUCUUAUAAACAAAAACCAUGGCUAACUACUGGUAUUAGAAUUUCAUGUGCAAAUAAAAGCCAAAUUUCAAGGAAUAUUACAAGAAAUAUUGUCGAACCUUGGCUAGGGUCAUUAUGGCAGCAAAAAAAUUUUAUUAUAAUAAACUUCUAUUAAAAUCUAAUAAUAAGACCAAAACCACUUGGAACAUACUUAAAACCAUUACUCAUAAUAGAAGUACUAGUAAUAAUAUAUCCUCAAUGACAAUAAAGGAUAAAUUAUCAUGUAAUCCAUUAGCCAUAGCAAAUGCAUUUAAUACUUACUUUUCAUCUGUAGCUGAAAAUUUACUUACCAAAAAUGUCUCUAGAAAAACCAUUAUUAAUAAUAAAGAUUUCUUAUCUUAUUUACAUCAGAAUUUCAUACAGUCGUUUUCAACGAUGAAACUCAGAAACACUACCACUUAUGAAAUUGAAAAAAUAAUACACUCUUUGAAAUCUAAGAAUUCUCAUGGGUAUGAUGAGAUAUCAUCAAGAAUUCUGAAAGUUAGUACUCCCUAUGUUUUAUCGCCCUUAACAUACAUAUUUAAUAUGAUCCUACAAACAGGUAUAUUUCCGGAUAGAUUAAAAUUCUCAGAAGUUAAGCCGUUAUAUAAGAAAGGAGAUAAAACUGAA